This is a messenger RNA of Galleria mellonella (greater wax moth), 1039 nucleotides long. RefSeq names its product probable DNA-directed RNA polymerase III subunit RPC6 (gene Polr3F). The coding region runs from base 143 to 1036 and encodes 297 amino acids. Lineage: Eukaryota; Metazoa; Arthropoda; Insecta; Lepidoptera; Pyralidae. Gene Ontology annotation, biological process: transcription by RNA polymerase III. Gene Ontology annotation, cellular component: RNA polymerase III complex. The transcript is spliced from 5 exons. The record is from RefSeq and is a predicted model, not a curated record.
AGAAUUUUAUAUAUAUGUUUUAUUAUUUACAUAGAAUUUUAUAUAGAUGUGAGCAUAAUGCUAUGAAUAUACAUAAUUUUAUUGUGUUGAUAUUAUACUUUGAAAACGAAACAUGCUUUUAAUUUUUUCCAGGCCUUGAACAAUGAGUUCUAAUUCUUCAGAAGAUGCCAUUACUGAAAAAAUUCUUAAUAUCGCCAAGAAAAAUCCUAAGGGUAUUACAGAUAAGGACGUAGCAGCUACAAUACCCGAGCUUUCUUCAGAGCAGCGAGUAAUGAUGAUAAACAAACUUUUACAACAAGGUUUGAUAGAUCUAUUCAAACAAGGUGGCUCGUUUAUAUACAGGUUAAAAACACAGAGUAGUAAACAAGCUGUAAAAGGUGCAGAUAAUGAAGAAAAAGUAGUAUUUAAUUUAAUUGAAGAAGCUGGCAACAAGGGAAUAUGGAUUCGAGAUAUUAGGGUUCGCUCUAAUUUAGCAAAUACACAACUGAAUAAAGUUCUUAAAAGUUUAGAGAGUAAAAAACUGAUAAAAGCAGUAAAAUGUGUUAAUGCUUCAAAGAAAAAAGUGUAUAUGUUGUAUAAUCUAGAACCAGAUAGAUCUAUAUCUGGUGGAGCAUGGUAUCAAGAUCAAGAUUUUGAGUCAGAGUUUGUAGAUAUUCUAAACAGGCAAUGCCUUAGGUUUCUACAGCAAAGGGCUGACAACAUAAAGAACAAUCCUCGAGGACCAAUUGUUGGUAGAACACAGUCUUAUGCCACUGCUGCUGAAGUUCAAAAAUAUAUUACUGAUUUAGGAAUUAGUAAUGUCAAACUUGAAGUUGAAGAUGUGAUAACAAUAUUGAAUACAAUUGUUUAUGACGGCAAAGCAGAAAGCAGUGUGUACCCUGAUGGCAGUAAGGUAUAUCGAGCCAUAGAUCCACUUUUGCCAGCUCCUGGGCUAGUUCAAGUGCCUUGCGGAGUUUGUCCACUUAUACAUAAAUGUUGUUCAACAGGACUAAUUACGCCACAAGAUUGUAUUUAUAUGAAUGAAUGGCUUGAUUAAUAA